Messenger RNA from Glossina fuscipes, 654 nucleotides. RefSeq lists its product as uncharacterized. Bases 1 to 639 code for a protein of 212 amino acids. The record is from RefSeq and is a predicted model, not a curated record. The transcript has 2 exons. Lineage: Eukaryota; Metazoa; Arthropoda; Insecta; Diptera; Glossinidae.
AUGGCAGACUCAGAAAACGGAAAAGAAGGGGUUGAAGCUGGCCAGGACGACACUAUUGUAGCAAAACCUGAGGAACCUAAGGCAGAGGAACCGCCAUCAAAGGCUGAUGAAACUGACGACGUCGUUAAACCUAAGCCCCCUACGCCAGCAAAGGCUGAUGAAGACCCUAAGGUUGACAAAGCCAAGUCUGACGAGAUCGAUUUUUUGAGUGAGCAAUUUGAGAACUAUUUGCGUUUUGCGAAGGUUCUUAUGAAAACCUUGAAGCGGCCUAAAGACUUUGAAUCGUGCACCGAGCUGCUACGUAAAGUCGAACGACUUAACGAUAGUCGUCUUGUGGAGGUGAAACGUAAUGUCAAUCGGUUUAUGCGCUAUUGCUUAAAAAUUAUACAUUGGACAAGUCAAAAUCAACCGAUAAAAGUUUACGAAGCUUGGUAUUGCCGUGCAGACGAAAAGGCUAAGGCUGGAAAGUUAAGCGAAACUAGCACAUGGAUAGGGGAAAGGAAAUCUUAUAUUGCCGUUAAAUCAUUACCAGAUGGCGCUACUCUUCUAUAUGCAGCAGUAACAAAUAAUCCUGAGGCUGGCUGGGAGGAAGGUGGUUUAAAAAUUUUAGAACAACGUGGCGCAUGUAAAAGAGCUUAAUUUUUACAAAAAUGC